AUGGCGGAGGCGGCCGCCACAUCGUUCGCCUCCAUCCUCGUCCUCGGUGCGGGCUUCGGCAUCGCGGCUUAUGCUUACCACAAAGGGUACAAGUACAUGGUCCUCGAGAAGAUGGCCAAAGCCUUCGAGCCCGGUGACCCUGUCCUUGAGCUCGCGGCCAUAGGAAAGGAUCUGCCACUCGGCAAGACAGCAGCAGCCACCCACUGGGUGGAGAGGCCCGAGCAGCCUAUUGUCGACGAUAUCGUUGCCGGAAAGGAGCGGGGACACUAUCACCUGUUCAUCGGCGAGAAGGGCACCGGCAAGAGCAGCAUGCUUCUGGAAGCGAUGCGCAAGAUUGACGGCGAUGGUGUGGCCAUGUUCGAGGCGCAUGCCGACCUUGAGAUUUUUCGAAUCCGCCUGGGAAAAGCGCUGGACUACGAGUUCCAUGAGGACUACAUCGGCGGUUACUUCAGUGAGCGCGGCCCCAGAGAUACCACAGCCCUCCUCGACAUUGAGCGCGCCCUCAACAAGCUCGAGAAGGUUGCACUUCGGCGCCGCGCCAAGGUCGGGAGGCCGCUCGUGGUCAUCAUCAACCAGAUGCACCUGAUUAGGGACGACGAUGAUGGCAAGGACCUGAUUGAGCUGCUGCAGCAACGGGCAGAGCAAUGGGCGGCGGCGGAUCUGGUAACCAUGGUCUUCAAUAGCGACGACUACUGGGUCUAUGAGCGCCUCAAGCAGCUGGCAACGCGCAUGGAGGUCCUCACCAUCGUCGACCUGCCCAAGACACAGGCCACGGCCGCCCUCAGGAACUACCGUCAGCGAUACUUCGGCGAGGUUCCAUCCUCCGAGCUCCUUGAGCAGGUUUACGACCGCAUCGGAGGCCGGCUGAACUUCCUGAACCGCGUGGCUAAAAGCAGCGACAUGCUCUCCGCAUGCGAUAAGAUUAAACAGAUGGAAAAGACGUGGUUUUUGAACCAGUGCUGGAUCCUUGGAGAGGAUAUGGAUGAUGAUGUGAUGGAUCAGCAAAAGUGGGCUGCUGCCGCAGUGGUCUUAGCCACGGCCCUGGUUGACAAGGAAAAAGAGAUGGAGACCACAUACAACCCAGCCUUAGGCCAUGUCCUCCCAUCGUUCCCGCUUCACAAGGCCCAGGAGAUCAUGACGCGAGCCGACUUCGUGCGCGCCCUCGACCGUCUAAACCUGUUCAGCAUCACCAGCGAUGCCCAGGUCCGCGCGAGCUCGGUGCCGAUGCACCUCGCCUUCCAAGAAAUUGUGGCCCAACCGGGCUUCCGGGAGCAUCUCCAGGGCACGAUUGACCGUAUCGCGGCUAUUGAGAGUCUCGGCCGGACGAGAGAACUAGUCGCAAAGGACUUGGUCCUCGGCGGGAAGUACGAGAUACGCAAGGUCCCUGGCGGCAUUGACGUGACCUUGAAGGAGAAGGAGGAAGACAAUGAUGAUGAAGGAGAAAGCGACAGCUGA
Messenger RNA from Parathielavia appendiculata, 1455 nucleotides. RefSeq lists its product as uncharacterized. Lineage: Eukaryota; Fungi; Ascomycota; Sordariomycetes; Sordariales; Chaetomiaceae. Bases 1 to 1455 code for a protein of 484 amino acids. The transcript has 2 exons. The record is from RefSeq and is a predicted model, not a curated record.